GAUAUGACUGAUAAAGAAGAAGAAGAAGAAGGGUAUUUAUUGUGAAGCUUCAUCAUAUCCUCAACGAACAUCAACCCAUCUCUUCAAUUCCCCAUUUAAUAUAUAUUCAUAAUUGGGUGUCUAAUUAAUUAAAUACAGGAUUUCUCCCUCUUUUGAAAUUAUAUCUUAUGAUGGUUCUAUAGAGUUCAGUUCAGUUCAGGAUGAUGAUGAUGAUCUGGGCUUAUCGCGGUUUUCAACCGGUAUUUAGAAAUCUGAUUUUGGUGGUGUCUGUCGUCUUUUACCUGUUCAAAGCUGAAGGAUCAGACAGUAGUUGUAACAAGACCACUCGGACAUGCGGAUCGACUUCUCUUUCAUACCCAUUUGGAUUCUCACCCAGCUGCCCGAUUACUCUCAACUGCUCCGCCGACGGGUCCACUAAAAUCGGGGAUUUUGUAGUCCAGAACGUCACCUCCGACGGGUUCAUUCUAGUCAAUCUCCCUGAUAUAUGCAACCGUUCGAUCUCCGACAUCGCCCCUCUUUUUGGUGCAAACUUCGCCGUCAAUUAUCUAAACUACUUCAUCUUACAAGACUGUAAAUCGAAUUCCAAGAACUGCAUAGAGAAAAACUUUAUGUAUCAACGAUUCAAUGUUCUUAAUUGCAGCGAACAAAACGUAAACAGCAGCUGUUAUUCGAUAGACCAAAGACUGAUGAGUAAAGAUAAUCUGAGUAAGACAGGGUGUAAGUUUCUUUCGAAUUCGGUCGCCGUCGAUUCGUCGAAUCAGUCGGUUUCUUGGCAGAGUUCGCAGGUGUCAUUUCGAUUCCAGAUGAUUAAGCUUGAGUGGUGGUUACAAGGAAAUUGCACCAAUUGCUCGGCAAACAGUAGCUGCUCGUCUGUAAACGGGGUUGGAGUUCGGUGCCAGUGUGUGGAGGGUUUUGUCGGAGAUGGGUUCGCCGGCGGCGAGGGUUGCCGGAAAGUUGCCGUUGGUUGCCAUCAAAGGUUGUUUCCGGGUCGCCAUUGUGGAGGAUCUAAAGCCGCUAUCCUUAUUGGAGGGGUUGUGCUUGGAGCUUCUAUAAUGGCUAUUAUUGCAUGUGUGUGUGUUAUUGUUAGAAGAAGGUCCAGUUCUCUAAGGACUCGAAUGAGCGCAAAGCGCCUUCUAUGCGAAGCCACGGGCAGCUCCACCGUGCCACUUUAUCACUACAGGGAAAUCGAGAGAGCAACCAAUGGUUUCUCCGAGAAACAGAGAUUAGGAACCGGCGCUUAUGGCACUGUUUACGCUGGUAAAUUAUUCAACGACGAAUGGGUGGCAAUCAAAAAGAUCAGGCACCGAGAUGCCGACGGAAUUGAGCAAGUUAUGAACGAAGUCAAGCUUCUAUCAUCAGUUAGUCACCCGAAUCUUGUUCGUCUUUUGGGCUGCUGUAUAGAGAACGGGGAACAGAUCCUAGUUUACGAGUACAUGCCAAACGGGACUCUGUCCCAACACCUCCAAAAGGAAAGAGGCCAAGGACUUCCAUGGACUGUACGUCUAACUAUCGCAACCGAGACGGCUAACGCGAUCGCUUAUCUCCACUCCUCCAUGAACCCGCCUAUAUUCCACAGGGAUAUCAAAUCAAGUAAUAUACUCUUGGAUUACAACUUCAGGUCAAAGGUGGCAGAUUUCGGUCUGUCUAGAUUAGGUAUGGAGAAUGAUUCACACAUUUCAACCGCCCCUCAAGGGACUCCAGGUUAUGUGGAUCCUCAAUAUCACCAGAAUUUCCAUCUUUCAGACAAGAGCGACGUUUACAGCUUUGGUGUGGUAUUACUCGAGAUUAUAACGUCGAAGAAGGUGGUUGAUUUCACUCGUCCACACGCGGAGGUGAACUUGGCCGCACUUGCGAUCGACAUGAUUGGAAAGGGGCGUCUAGACGAGAUAGUUGACCAAUCGCUGGAGCCGAACAGGGACGCCUGGACUCUAAAUUCUGUUCAUAAGGUGGCUGAGUUGGCAUUUAGAUGCCUUGCUUACCAUAGGGAUAUGAGGCCUUUGAUGACUGAAGUGGCGGAGGAGCUUGAACAGAUACGGGUGAGCAGCUGGGCGACAAUGGAUGACGAUAACAACAACAAUAGUAAUAAUAACAACAACAAUACGUUGAUGGCGUCGUCCUCAAUUGCUUCGACGUGUUCUUCUCCGUUUAACGGGAGCGAGAAGUCAAUGAGCAUGGUUAGCAUGUCUAUGAUGAGAAUGGGAGUGGCAGGCAGGAAAUUAGUUGUCCCGCAAAGGACUACUGUGGAUUGCUUAGCGUCUUUGAAGAAAGGAAAAGAUGGUUCACCCGUUUCGGUUCAGGAUCCAUGGACCAGCGAACAGAGUUCCCCAUCUGCAACCAGUUUAUUGGGUAAUGUAGCCAAGUAGGUAACAUUUUUGGGUUGUCAAUUGGUUCUUGUUACUUGUAUGAAGAAGAAAUGAACAAUCAAUCAAUCAAUCUUGUAAACUCUAUUAUUGUUUGCCUUGAUAAGAAUAUAUAAACAUUCUAUAAGCUUU
Impatiens glandulifera is the source of this 2492-nucleotide messenger RNA. RefSeq names its product wall-associated receptor kinase-like 14. NCBI's taxonomy places the organism in Eukaryota, Viridiplantae, Streptophyta, Magnoliopsida, Ericales, Balsaminaceae. Gene Ontology annotation, molecular function: ATP binding; protein kinase activity. Bases 201 to 2363 code for a protein of 720 amino acids. Gene Ontology annotation, biological process: protein phosphorylation. The record is from RefSeq and is a predicted model, not a curated record. The transcript has 4 exons.